Acomys russatus (golden spiny mouse) is the source of this 1886-nucleotide messenger RNA. RefSeq names its product hemojuvelin BMP co-receptor (gene Hjv). The record is from RefSeq and is a predicted model, not a curated record. Lineage: Eukaryota; Metazoa; Chordata; Mammalia; Rodentia; Muridae. Gene Ontology annotation, biological process: BMP signaling pathway. The coding region runs from base 239 to 1507 and encodes 422 amino acids. Gene Ontology annotation, molecular function: coreceptor activity. The transcript is spliced from 4 exons. Gene Ontology annotation, cellular component: plasma membrane.
CUGUAGCCAGUCUGGGGAACUGGGAGAGACAUGGAGAAAGAGACGGCGGACCCCCUGGCUGGCGCAGAGCAGCAGCAUAGGCAACCAUGGCUGGAGAAUCGGGUGUCAGAGUAAUGCUUGACCUCAGGAAACACCAAAUUUCUUUUUCCAGUCACAGAACUGCGGGUCGAAACUCACUAGGUAGGAGGUUCAUCAGCUGGGAAGAGCCGGCGGCUGGGGGGGACUUGGCUGGAUAGGUAUGGGGGAUCGAGGCCGGCCCCCUAGUCCCCGGUCCCCCCAUGGCAGUCCUCCAACUCUAAGCACCCUCACGUUCCUGCUGCUCCUCUGUGGACAGGCUCACUCCCAGUGCAAGAUCCUCCGCUGCAAUGCCGAGUACGUCUCGUCCACUCUGAGCCUCCGAGGAGGGGGCUCACCGGGCACGUCGCGUGGAGGCGGCCGUGGUGGGCUGGCCUCAGGUGGCUUGUGUCGUGCCCUGCGCUCCUACGCGCUCUGCACUCGGCGCACCGCCCGCACCUGCCGCGGGGACCUCGCUUUCCACUCCGCUGUGCAUGGCAUCGAGGACCUGAUGAUCCAACACAACUGCUCGCGCCAGGGCCCCACGGCCCCGCCCCCAGCCCGGGGCCCCGCCCUUCCCGGUGCUGGCCCAGCGCCCCUGACCCCAGACCCCUGUGACUAUGAGGUUCGGUUUUCCCGGCUGCACGGUCGGGCCCCGGGCUUCUUGCAUUGCGCCUCCUUUGGAGACCCCCAUGUGCGCAGCUUCCACCACCACUUUCACACAUGCCGUGUCCAAGGAGCUUGGCCCCUGCUGGAUAACGACUUCCUUUUUGUCCAGGCCACCAGCUCUCCCGUGGCAUCCGGAGCCAACGCUACCACCACCCGGAAGAUCACCAUCAUAUUUAAAAACAUGCAAGAAUGCAUUGACCAGAAAGUCUACCAGGCGGAGGUGGGCAAUCUUCCUGCAGCCUUUGAAGAUGGUUCUAUCAACGGAGGUGACCGACCUGGGGGCUCGAGUUUAUCCAUUCAAACUGCUAACCCUGGGAGCCACGUGGAGAUCCGAGCUGCCUACAUCGGAACAACUAUAGUCAUCCGACAGACAGCCGGACAGCUCUCCUUCUCCAUCAGGGUAGCCGAGGACGUGGCGCGGGCCUUCUCCGCUGAGCAAGACCUACAGCUGUGUGUUGGAGGAUGCCCUCCGAGUCAGCGACUCUCCCGCUCGGAGCGCAGUCGCCGCGGGGCCAUAGCAAUAGAUGCUGCCAGGAGGUUGUGCAAGGAAGGGCUUCCGGUGGAAGACGCCUACUUCCAAUCCUGCGUCUUUGAUGUUUCGGUCUCUGGUGACCCCAACUUUACUGUGGCAGCUCAGACCGCUCUGAACGAUGCCCGAGUCUUCCUGCCGGAUUUGGAGAAACUGCAUCUUUUCCCCUCUGACGCAGGGUGUCCUCUCCUUCCAGGCAUCUGCCUAGUCCAGCUUCUUUCCGGCCUCUCUGUUCUGUGGCUUUGCGUUCAGUAAGUAGGCCAGCAACUCCUGCCUAGUUUGGAAACAUUUGAGGAAUGAGGUUGGUGUGAGAAAACGCAAACAUGUCCCCAGGAAACAGUGGGGACAGGAGACAAUGACGUUUACCCAGAAUCAGAGGAGGCCUCAGCCCAGGGCUGAAAUGACUCUAGAAUAAAGAUUAUGCGCCAGGGUUUUGCAUUCCAGGUCUGAGUAUGGGCUCUUCGCCAUGAACUUCCCAGUCCUAUUUGUAACACACUGCUUAGUCUACUCCACACACACCGGAUACCACUCCUCCUGCACGUCUAGAGAUUGUGAGAGUGCUAACGGGCAGCAAAACAGUAAAGGGCUGAGAUUCCUUAAAGGCAAGAACUAGAAAGGGAAGACCCAAGAUUAU